ACAAUUCCGUAUCAAUCUAUUUCUGUAGUUAAUACUGAUCAGAUAGGUGAGACUUUGCACCUAGGCUCAAACACAACCCCCACGACUCUCCACAGUAGGCAUACACGAUCCUGGUGGCUAGCACUGCCACAGCGGGACGGGACAUCGAUGCAUCUGAGACACGGGAUUGCCGUUGUCUAGAGAAUUUAGUCGCCGCCUGAUCUUCUUGACAGGUUUAAGCCUGUCAAUGUGUCAGCGAAACCUUGUGGCCGAGGCAAACGCGGAAGUCAACGAUACGCGAACCGAUGAUUGAAGGCUAACUAGUCAGUAUUAGGAAUAUGCAGGAAAGCCAUAAGUAUCACAUGACAAAUAGAAGAGACAAAGAAUGACUAUGGAAGAUUUCCUGGUACGACGUGAAUAUCAAGCCUUGAAGAAGACCUGUCAUGUCAAAGGGAGACUCCCUUGCAGCAAAGAACCAUCUAGUUGGGUCGCGGGAGAAAUCGUCAUGGAUGAAUCAAUGAAUGACAGGACGCUGAUCGCGCCAAGCUCAUGUCAAAGUGAAAAGAGCCGAAAUCGUAUGAUAUGGCAUGCUUUUCGGGGAGUGAUUGUCUCAGGAUCUGAGACUGGGAUGAUCCUGAGAUAUUGCCUGCUUGCCCAAGAUGGUGGUAAACACGUGUGUGAGGAUGAAACAACAACUACGAUGACACUCUGUAUAGCCGAGGAGAAGAGUUCCAUUCCAGAGAUCGUCAACAACCACACAAAUCUUGCCAAUAGGAUGGUAGACGAAUCCCGAUCGUCCCGUUUGCCUGCUCGUAUAUUUUCAGAAGAGGAUCUGCCCCGCAGCGUUUACCUUCGGAGGAAGCUGACGUUGGCAGCCCAAAGCAGCAGGACGGUGUAAAUCGGUGGCAGUGAGUGCAUUGCCAACCAAUCAGAUGGGAAGAAACUGCUCGCUACAUUGACCUCGAUUGAGUCAAAUUCCCUUGGCGCUAAAGCCAACGGAGAGGGUCUGGAGGGAAAAAGCUUGUGUGGCGUAGACAAGUUAAGACACGGGCCAGAGGCCGAAUAAAAAGGGGCCAGCCAUUGACGACCUCCACUCAUUGCUGGAAAUACCUCGGAAGCUUCCGACACAAGCUCGGGUCAAGCAAUGGUUCAGCGUAGGCAUCCAUCAAAUAAGGUCCCGCUGAGGGAAAUAAGAGGACCAACAGAAUCUGAAAGGACCAAAUAGCAAGAACAAGUCCAUUCCCAAGUCUGACU
This is a messenger RNA of Aspergillus welwitschiae, 1233 nucleotides long. RefSeq lists its product as uncharacterized. Bases 365 to 877 code for a protein of 170 amino acids. The transcript has a single exon. NCBI's taxonomy places the organism in Eukaryota, Fungi, Ascomycota, Eurotiomycetes, Eurotiales, Aspergillaceae. The record is from RefSeq and is a predicted model, not a curated record.